AAAGGAGGGAUGUGGAGUCAAACAUGGCAACAGAUCACACAACAAAAGGAAGUGAGGCUUGUACGCACUGAAUAUUUGUGCUUUAAAUAAACCUCUAUAAUUAACAGAAAUACGUCCUUUUUUGAUCUUAUUUGUCUCAAAAGAAGAGUUUAAACCGUCUUGGAAAACAUGGAAUAAUAGAGCGAAAAGUUUGGUCUGAAUCCACCCGAGUUGUUGAGCUCUUCCCGGGGCCCUUUGGGGCCCAGGAAGAAGAUGCAUCGAGGUGGGGAUAAAGACUUCCAGAUAUCGGCACGAAAGAUGGGCACAUCCUUGCUCUUCCAGCUGUCGGCUCAUGAAAGAGAGCUGGAUUUGGUGUUUCUGGACCACAGCUAUGCCAAGCCAUGGAAUGCCCACCCAGACGCCAGCAGCGCCCGGCCCACCAGGACGCUGUUUGUUACCCCUCGUCGCCAGCCUGAAGCCUUGUCAGACUCUGAUUCUUUGUUAGACGUAGAGACGGUCACAGCGACGCCUGCUCCUCUGUAUGAUAACCAGAAAGCUCUCAGUGUGAUGAAGGAGUGUGAGCGACAUGUUCUGUUUGCUCGCACAGUCGCUGAGAGCCCUCCACCCCCCGAUGACUGGGAGGAACACGUAAACAAGACGGGAUGGUCAGUGGCCCAGAACAAACUGUUCAAUAAAGUCCUUAAAGCUCUACAAGCUGAAAGACUAGCCCGCCUGGCCAAUGAAAAUGCUUCCAAUGAGCCGAUCUUGCGGAGGAUAGCCGUGGACAAUUGUGCCAGGAAGGUGCGGCAUGCAUUAGCCAGUGUGAACUGGGACACCAAACUGACGCAGUGGUUACACACUACCAUGAUUGAAUCCUUAAGCCUCGCUAUGCUUGCUGCCUACCUGGAUGUUCUGCAGACUCUCAAAAGCAAGUUGCCGUUGCUGAUUGACAGAAUGUUGCUGACAACGGCAAAGACUGGCGCUCCAAGCGCAGAGGCCCUGUCGCUGCUGUUAAAACGGCCCUGGGACCCAGCUGUUGGAGUCCUGUCUCAAAACAAACCGAGCAAGCUUCCUGGAGCCCCGCUCAUCCUAAUCGCACCGUCAAGCCCAACCAAUCCUGCCCUCUCUACCUCGCGGCGAAUGAGAUUCUGGCAGUCACAGCUCUCUUGUUUGGGAAAGGUUAUUCCUGUGCACAGUCACGUGAACAGCGGCGCAAACAUCGGCAUCACACAGUGCUUAGAGCACAUGUUGGGCACGGUCAGAGCCAAGGUGAUGGAGGUUCACAGUCACUUCCCCCACAAACCCAUCAUCCUGGUCGGCUGGAACACUGGAGCUCUCAUCGCUUGUCACGUAUCCCUUAUGGAGUAUCUGACCGCUGUGGUGUGUCUCGGCUUCCCCCUGCUAACAGUCAACGGGCCAAGAGGGGAUGUGGACGACCCGCUGCUGGACAUGAAGACUCCGGUGUUGUUUGUGGUUGGCCAGAACGCUAUGCAUUGUAGCAUAGAAGGCAUGGAGGAGUUCAGAGAGAAGCUGAGGGCAGACAACAGCAUGGUGGUGGUGGGAGGAUCAGAUGACAACCUCAGAAUCAAUUCCACAAAGAUGAAAUCAGACGGACUGACGCAGACCAUGGUGGACCGCUGCAUUCAGGAUGAGAUAGCGGACUUCUUGUCAGGCGUCCUCGCACGGGCAGAGGGCCACAGCCAUGGCUCGGGGGAGACGAGGGACCUGGACACGGAGAAGAAGAAAAGGCCUCGGCGGGAGCUUCCCUUCGACAUGGAGAGAGGACGGCCUUCCUCCCCCGCGCUCAGAGUUCCCAUCUCACCAUCAGGUUCAGAGGAUCUGUCUAGCGUCUGUAGCAGUCCCACUUCAAGUCCCAAACCCAAGACGUCUGGUCUGUCUCCAGCGCAGAAGUCCAGUCUGAUCACAGCCACGCAGCUCCUAAAGACCCACAUGCAGCGCUCUGGCACAGUACUCACUCACAAGCAGGCUCAAGCUCAGUUUGCUGCUUUUAUGAAACAAAACAUGCUUGUGAGGAAAAAUCUUCCUCCUGGCAGCCCUCCUUGCAUUUUUGUGCCAGUAACCAGUGAUCAGAUGGAGGGCCUGGACCGAGAUGAACUGCGGCCCCAUGGCAAGAGGAGGCAGGCGCCUAACCCCACACCAAGCAAAGCCUCCAAGAGAGCCAAGAUCAAGGUCACCAUUGUUUCCCAGAGCGAGUCAGCAGGGGGCACCAUGAGCUCCGCUGCACAGCAAGUGGGUGUCUCUGGGAAGCCCUUAACUGUGACAGUGGGACAGACUGUGGCUGGAGCCAAGGAGCUCUCUGGACUUCUCACAGGCCAGCGGUCUGGUAGUCUCUCAGAGGUAUCUGGUGCCCUGUCCCCAGGCUCCAGCUCAUUCAACAGCGUGCAGCCUUGCAUGGUAUCAGGGUCGUCCACACCAGUCCUGGCGCAAGCUCCGGCUACUGCCCAAGCGCCUUCCGCCAGCAGUCUGCUACAAGGCCUAAGUUUCAGUCUUCAGGAGAUCGUCACCAAAGCUCCUAGCUUGCCCUCCACAGCAGUCAGCACAGGCAGCACCCAGGCGGUCUGUGGCAAGCCCCAGGGUCAGGUCCUGAGCUCCGUCGCCACCAGCAGCAGUACUCUGCUCCGGGCGAUGCCUGUGGUCGCCACAGGAGGAGUGGCUAAAACCACCGCCAUCCACCAGCUGCUCACUAACGGCGGGCUGGCCAAACUUGCCAGCAGCCUGCCCGGCUUGGCGCACAUCACCAAUCAGACCGCUGUAGGGCAGAAAGCCCCCACUUCGAUAACGGUGACGCUGCGAGGAGCACAGCCGAGUAGAGCGGGAUCUCUCAGCCCAGCUGGCGAGGUUGUGGCGCCGGCUCGCCCCCUCGAGCCUAAGCGGUGAAAGCUUUCCAUGUGGCGAUGCACCUGAAGUAAAGCUGGUGCUGUGCCAGGGGCAUCUGGGAGCCACAGCCUGCCGAUGUGACGGUACCCCACCCCCCCGCCCCCUCACCCCACCCCACAACAUGCAGAACACCUGCCACACGUCCUCCAGAGAGUUCCCCUAUCCAGAUGGUUUGGAAAAGGCCGGGCCCGCUGUGGAUGUGCUGCUGCAUUGUCCCAACCUUUAUGUGCAGAUGUUUGUCUCCG
Messenger RNA from Perca fluviatilis (European perch), 3122 nucleotides. It is a transcript of the gene kansl3, whose product is annotated as KAT8 regulatory NSL complex subunit 3. The transcript has 22 exons. The coding region runs from base 253 to 2877 and encodes 874 amino acids. The record is from RefSeq and is a predicted model, not a curated record. Gene Ontology annotation, cellular component: NSL complex. Lineage: Eukaryota; Metazoa; Chordata; Actinopteri; Perciformes; Percidae. Gene Ontology annotation, biological process: positive regulation of transcription by RNA polymerase II.